Podarcis raffonei (Aeolian wall lizard) is the source of this 1922-nucleotide messenger RNA. It is a transcript of the gene FAM227B, whose product is annotated as family with sequence similarity 227 member B. The record is from RefSeq and is a predicted model, not a curated record. Bases 188 to 1807 code for a protein of 539 amino acids. Lineage: Eukaryota; Metazoa; Chordata; Lepidosauria; Squamata; Lacertidae. The transcript is spliced from 17 exons.
CUGGGAAAAGGGGGCCGUGCGCAAAGGACUCCAUGGCUGCCUCAGAGAGCAGUACGGCGGCCACAAAGGUCGGGGGGUUAAUAUAAGCCUUCCUUUGAAUGGAAGUUGCCUCCUGAAAGGCUUAACAGCGCGCAUGUUUACUCAAAAAGCCCCUCUCCCUUUGUUCCAUGGCACUUGCUCCGGGUAAAUGCGCACAUCUAACUUCUUUAAGACCAAGCGUCCAUUAAAAGCAGUGCCGCAGCCUCCUCGCACAUUUGAAGAAUUUUUAGUCUCUCAGAAGUUGGAUGAUUGGCCACGGUUUCCCUACAUGCCAGAAAUGGAUACUCAGCCUUUGGUUGCCAAGUUAAAAAAAGACUAUGCCUUGGAGACUAUUACAAAGUGCCUUCAUGACAAUGCUCCAAUAUCCACUAAAAUUAUCUCUGAUUUGGAAAAGAGAAUGGAUGAAUGCAAAAUGAGAGUCCAUGAACAUGCUGACGUUGUACUUUAUUUGGAAUCUAAAGAAUCAGAAAAAGAUGACCAAGAGGGUGUUUUUAUAGAGCAAGACACUUGUCUUUCUGAAUCAACAAGCAGUUUGCCAAGGAAGAAGAAGAAAAAGAAGAAAGUGCAGAUUGCUGCAGAUACCAUAGACCACACAAGUUCUAAAAGAGUUGAGAACUACAAGUUCCCUGGUUUCAAGCCAAUGAAAGUCAUGAAACUACCAAAUCAUCUAGAACCCGCACAACUCUGGGAUUCAGUUCUUAAAGUCCAAACCUUCAAGGGAGUGGAUACAAAAAUUCUGAAGAAAUUGUUUAUCUCUGAAGCAUCCCUUGCAAUUUUACAGGAUUGCUUUUGGUGGUGGUUUCUUCACAAGUUCAAGCCUGAUCAAGCUGAACAGGACCACCUUUUUGAUAGAAUAUCAGACAGCUUUGUGGCGCUUCUCUUGAGUACUCCCAGUUUCAUAAAAGAUCCUUUCUUUCAGAUGUACCCUGACUGCUUGUCACAAGCCAUCUAUGUUACUUUUUGUGAAGCUUUUCCUGAAUCCCGUCUUCGUUUCACUGACGAAUUUAAAGAGGAACUAAUGGAUUUAGUUUUUCAGUGGAUAAGAGGUUUCAAACCACAAAAAUCUGCUUGGAAGAAAUGGAAUUUAUUCUGGUUGGAAGCGCCCCUGACACAAACGCAGAAAACAGAUUCCUUACAUAAGUUAUCUAGUUUGAAACUCCAAAACUCUGUGAUUAAGACAAGGUCAAUCGGAAAGUCUUGGAGUCGGAGUCCGAUUGCAGAUCAGCCUCAAGUGCACUUUCAGCUCGAAAAAGAAGAACCAAAGGAAGUAGAGGUAACACCAAAGAAAAAGGCAGAGUCACAUUAUAUCGGAGAUGGCCCAGACUUCCAACGUUCGCUGUUCAACCUUGGUGGUCAAAGUCCUCUGGUCGUAUAUUACCUUAAGAUGCAUGGAAUAUCUAACACCUUAGCAAACAUGCGGGCUUACAGGAUUAAUCACAUUGAAAUCUGCAAAGUACCACCAGCUUCUCCGACAUACAGAGAUGCUAUUGCAGAAAGUCAAAAAAUUGCAGAAAAACGGCACAACGAUUUUCUUAAUUUUGAACAUAAGUGUGCUGAUGAACUAGCACAUUUACAACGCCAGAGGAAAAAAGUUAACAGAACAUACAAGAGGAUGUUGGCAACCAUCACUAAGAAGCGUACUGAAUCAAGGCUGCAAACAGAGAGCUUUAUAAGCCAAAGGGAAACCCCAAAGCCAUGCCAUUCUACAUCCACACCCGCAUCUACAUCCACAUCCACUGUGAGUUCAGCAGCUGAAGACCUCCCUUAGUAAGAUACAUGUAACAAAAGCUACCUGAUUCAUUCCUUGUGACAUACUUGAUAUUAAAUACGCCUCUAUCUUCAAGUCAAUAAAGAAAGACAGAGCAGCAUUUAAAAUUUUUCAA